UGUUUCGCGCAUGUGCAAAUCCUCGCAGGCAAGCGGAUCUUAGAAACGGCCGGUCGGGACUGAAGACCCCGGCUUGCAUCGCAGUCUCGCGAGGACUGCCAUUCUCAGCAUACAACGCUCCAUUUUCAUCUCCAUGGAGACUAAAGAGUUCCAACCUGCUGCACCGCCUGGCCAGACGAUGAUCGGAGCGGUGCACGCUGGGAAUCGUAGUCCACGUGGCUCGGAGUACUCCCGCUGGCUGGGCAAGGGGUGCUGCCGCGGCGGAGAGUGAGGCUCGGCGUGGGCUUCUCCAGGCCCGAGGGAGGGACUCAGCCACGCUCAGUCUGCAGCCUAACAUCUGCUCCGAGGCGCCCGCCCUGCAGGCCGCAGCACCGGGCACAGUGAGUCCGUGCGUGAGGAUUCCUGGUCCGUUUGUUGCAGAAGUUGCAAGGUACACAAGGAAAGAAACAGGAAACUGCAGGACAAGAAAAGAUGGCAAACAAUGGUUCGUAGCGGAAAGAAUGGUGGGCUCCAUCUGAAACAAAUCUCCUAUUACAAACGAACAGGAGAAUAUCAUCCAACUACGUUAGCAAGUGAGAGAAGUGGAAUAAGAAGAGCAGCCAAAAAAUUUGUUUUCAAAGAAAAUAAGUUGUUCUAUGUGGGAAAAGACAGGAAACAGAUGCGUUUGGUAAUUGUUUCAGAUGAGGAAAAGAAGAGAGUGCUACACAAAUGCCAUGAAAGUGCUGCAGGUGCUCAUCAUGGCAUAUCGAGGACUCUGACUCUGGUGGAGUCUAGUUACUACUGGACUUCCAUAACAAAUGACGUCAAACAGUGGGUGUAUGCUUGCCAGCAUUGCCAGGUGGCAAAGAAUACAGCCAUCAUAGUACCCAAAUUACACCCUAUCAAAGCAGAGGAUCCAUGGACUGCAGUCGCAAUAGACCUAAUGGGACCUUUUAAUACCACGAGCAGAAACCAUAUGUAUGUCAUAAUGAUGACCGACUUGUUCACAAAAUGGGUGGUGGUUCUGCCACUACAAGACACUUCAGCGGUAGAAAUUGCUAAGGCAAUUGUCAGUGUGUUUUUCUUGUAUGGACCGCUUAAAAAAAUGGUUAUUGAUCAAGCAGAAGAGUUUGUUCAUCAGAUCAACAGAGAACUAUUUGAGCUCUUUGGAAUGAAACAAAUAGUAUUAUCGUAUCCUCAGACAGAUGACACAAAUGAAAGAACUUGCAAGACCAUCAAAACUUUCCUGAACAAAUACUGUGCAGACCACCCCAAUGACUGGGAUGAUAAUUUAUCUGCCAUUGCCUAUGCUUUUAACUUGACUCCCAUGGAGCCAGUCCAAAACACACCAUAUUUCAAAAUGUUUAAUCGUAACCCUUAUGUGUCUGAGACUUCAAAUGUACUGCAGGAAGCACAAGAGGAUAAUAAAUGUAUGUUUGCCAAAAUCCUUGAAGCAAUUAAACAGGCUGAUCGAGUAUUGGAGGAAAGGAAAGCUACAAAAUGCCAGAUUGUGAAAAAUAGGAUUGAUGAACAGCAAACUGGAAACAAGGUCAAUAUUAAAAGGAAGCCAAAGCAAGUAAAUCCAUUUCAUCUUAAAGUUGGACAUGAAGUACUUAGACAAAGGAAAAACUGGUGGAAAGAUGGCCGUUUCCAGUCAGAGUGGAUUGGUCCCUGUAUUAUAGACUACAUCACAGAUAAUGGAUGUGCAAUACUAAGAGAUACCACAGGUUCCAGACUAAAAAGACCCAUCAAAAUGUCUCACCUUAAGCCAUACAUAAGAAGAUCCAAUGAACAAGACAACCAUUAUCUCUUACAAGGUGCAAUAGUGGUUGACCAUGACUAUGUUGGCUUAUCGGAAAGUUCGUAUGGGCCAUGCCCACAAAACACCAUUGUCGAAGGGGAAGUAAAUACCCUUGCAGCAAACAAUCUGCUGCCUCUACCCUGCAAAGACAGUGAACCAUCAGAAUGUAAAAGUCAGUCUGAGUUUACCGAAGAUCAUAGAAUUCUGCCAGCUAACUCAAAUCCAGAGCAAUGGUCUUCAACGUGCUGGACUCUUCAAACCAAGCUAGAGGAUACUUAAGUAAAUAAAACCCCACAAUGUUUCACUGGAAGAAAUGGUCCUCAACUUCUCUGGUGGAAUGGAAAGGGCUUUAGUAGCUUUAAAUUCCUUAGCCAAGUUUUAAAUAUGGAAUGUUAGAUACUUGUAUUUACAACUGUAUAUGUUUGGGAAUAAUAGUACAUGUCUGGUAAUUAAUUUGUAUAUAUGCACUGACAUGCUUAUGCUUGUUUUACAAGGAAUAUGGGAAUAGUUUAGUAAAAGCACAUUACACCACUAUACAAUGGGACUUAACUCUAAUCUGCAGUGUGAUUAUAGACUAACAGUGUGGUCUUAUCCACAGCGCAUUAGUCCUUAACCACAAAAGUACAGCAUAGCAUUCAUUUUAUGGCCUCUUCACUAGUCCUGGGGGUGGCUCAAGAGCUCUGAGAACCCCAGGACUGUAAGAUGAACAACGUGACCACAGUCUGCCUCCAGCUCCAGGAAGGCGAGGUGGUUCACACCCUCCUACAUUUCUACAACUUUGUUUCCAGCUCUUUGGGAAAGUCGUGAGCUCUGCCUUUUUAUACCUUCUAUUCUUCAUCGCUGGUGCAAGACUCAACAACCACAUGAAACAGCAGGGCUGCCAAAGUGCAGUGCAAGAACCGGUCUGCUUGAGAAACAAACAGUCCUACAGCAACAUGGGCAGAAUUUCGCCAGUUUUACUCCCAGCCCAUCAAAACACUGUUAGGGAAAGGAGGUUUUUAGAGUCUGUUAGGCAUGUUGGGGCUGCCUAAAGCACGUACAGGGGCUGUCUCUGCUUAUCUCCUUAUCAUCUUCAAAGCAAAUCUCAGAUGUAGCCUCCUUGCAGCAUGAGCACCACACCAAUUGGUUUGUGUAGGUGCUUAGGACUGCCUGGCUGGAUGCUCAGUCUGUCCCUAUCAUUGGUGAUUUUUAUCAUGCCAUCAAAGAUUUUGGCACUCAUGUGAUUGACCUGUACUGACAGUCCUUGGUAAAUGUGUUUGUGUGGUACACUGAUCUUCCAGCUCUGAAUCUGUCUUCAGUCUCCCUUAUUAUUCUUUCUUUUCAUAAAAAAAACUUGCUCUAAACAUAGGACGAGCCCUGCUCUUCCUGACAUCCACACAUCUUACCUUGUCUCUCUCUGAAAAUUUGCCAAGAUGAGUUGUGAGCUGGGGGGGAAUUACCAUGUGCGCAUGCACAGGAGCUGUUGUAUUUGUGUGCUUGCUAUGGCGCACCUUGCAGAGUCCCUGAAUCACAAAUGGGGCUUGACCCAAGAACCAUGGAAGUAGAUAAUUACCACCAUUUGGCUUAGGGGAAGGAGUCCAGGUCUGGGAGCUUUAGUCUCACCUCUUUCACUGACUGGUGUUACUCGUUUUUUGCACUUCAUGACCCAUAUUGUUGACCAAGGCUUCAUACUUCCAGUGGUAUUUCCCUUAGUUCAUAGUUUUGAUAACAGUACUAGAAGAUGCAGAAGGAGAGCUGGUUGGAAAAUAGUUCUUCCACCUGAGGGAAAAUGUUGAGGAAAAGUUAGUUUCAAAUUUUUUUCAUGGAGAAUUUUGAUUUUUUUUUUUUGGUAAAAAUUGAAAACCAAAAUCAUCAUUUGGGAAAUACCCACACAGGGAGUAUAAAUUUAGGUACCUUAUGCCCCCAUUCUUCUCUUUGGGGUGGGCUCCUUGGCCAGCCUAUAUCUCCCCCUUGCCUAGCUGCUGUGAUACAUCACUGGAAACUUUGUCUAACUGAAAAGGAGGACUUGUGGCACCUUAGAGACUAACAAAGUUAUUUGAGCAUAAGCUUUCGUGAGCUACAGCUCACUUCACUGGAAUGCAUCCGAUGAAGUGAGCUGUAGCUCAUGAAAGCUUAUGCUCAAAUAAAUUUGUUAGUCUCUAAGGGCCACAAGUCCUCCUUUUCUUUUUGCGGAUACAGACUAACACGGCUGCUACUCUGAAAAUUGGUCUAACUGGUGAGCCUGGCUCAGAGGAAAAUGGGGGCAUGAGGCACCAUGCUAGCAUUUCCUAAUCUGAUUUUUUGGUGUUUGGCCCAAACCUUUUCAGGUGAUGAAUUUUUGGACAAAAAGUAAAAACAUCUGCAGCAAGCAGACAUUACUCAUGGAAAAAUUCUGUGUCAUAAACCCAAUUUGCCACUGAUAAACAGUUGUCAUUGAAAAUUUUCAAUCAGCCCUCACACUUAUUGAUGGCUCAGCUAGGAAGGGAAUCUAGGACCAAGAUUUUCAAAAGCUGCUCGUGAAUCUGGGUGGCCAUCUUGAGAUGCCUGUAAAGAGACUUAACUCAAAAACUGCUGAGUGUCCUCCGGAAAAUUAGGUCCUGAACAUGGAAGAACUCAGUUUUGCCCACUAAGUGACACUGCCUUUUGGAAAGAAUAUGCCAAACCUAGGUGCUUGGCUAUGCUGUCUGUAAAAUAAGGCUGCUUUCUACAUAUCUCUUUACCAAGCACUUUUGAGACCCAUGGAUGACUGAGGAUUAUAUCAUUCAUUGACAAAUACACAGUAGCCAGGAAACCUAUAUCUCAGACCCCCUGCUUUAACCACCAGGUUGCACGUGCCUCCCAGAACCAAGAAUAGAGUCCAGUAAUCCUGAUCUCCAGCAUCCUACUGCUAUCUAGAAAACAGUGGCAGAAAAUGCACUUUCUUUGGCUCUGUCUUAAAACUUUUUAAAAAUAAAAUCUUAGGAAAUUCCAUUUACAAAACCAUCAUUAUUAAAGUUAAAAAGUCAAGCACUCAAAUAGGAAAUAACUGUAACCUUAAUUCUGCCCGUGUGUAUUAUCGUAUAAUAGGGACUUAUAUGAUCACAUAUUAUUUUUUAUAGGACUCCUGUUUGAAGUUGACGGCCAGCUGUUCUAGACCAUAGUCUGCUCCCUGUAUCCUAUAUUUCCCCAAUUGGGAUUUCACCCAUCAGGGGUCAGCCUGAUAGAGCCAGCUCCUCUAACCUCACGUCCAUAGCAUAAGGUGCACGCUAGCAAUCCCCAGCUAGGGGACAGUCUCUUGGCUUCAGGAAUAAGAUCAGACAGAACUAGGGAGCUGCCUCCUUUAUUCCCCUCACCCCACUGUCUUAAAGCAAAGCAUCUGGCCUGGAUGUUUUUCACCAGAUACUAACUGAUCUUUUGUGUAUUACCUAGGGUAGUGGGUCCCUGAUCCAGACUGAGGUCUCCAGGCAUCAGUAUAAUACAAAUAAUUAAUGAGUGCUUUCAUAGUUACAGAGCCCAAAAUAGAGAGCACCAAACUGACUAUGUGUUGGACAGGAAAGUAAAGGGCUGAAUGCACUAAAAGGAAUGAUACUAAUAUUUCAUAUUUCCUGGUAAUUGCACAGUGGCAGCUACACAUGAGCUCCUCAGAUCCCUCUCCGGAUAUAUAUAGCCAGGAAGAUAAUUAAUAGUUUUAGGCAAAUUAGCAAAAGGAAUUGGGAAUUUCUGGUGACUUGUUCAAAUUUGCUAUGUGGUGAAACUGCCAGGAGCGAAAUUAGAAGAAUGGCAGGAGGAAGCCUGAACAAUUGCUGCAGGUAGGGUUGACAACCAGCCAUGCUCAGAGAAGUAUCAUAGAAAUACUCUAUAUACUUAUUACAGCAAAUUAUUCUUCUGACCCUGUUUAUGACAUUCAUUGAGUUCUGUCUUCCAGGAGAAAACUCAGACACACUAUUUCACCAAGACUGACUGCCUGCUCUAUCAACUGCACAUGCAUUUAAUUUACAAGGGGACAUGCCUCAACUUCCCAAGUCAAUUCUUUAAAGGGUGGUUUGUGACACAUUGUGGUGUUUAUAACUAGAAGGGAAAAAAAUGGAGCACAUAUGUUCAGGAAAUUCAGAGAGAGAGAGGUGAAGUUGGUGAGUUCCCCAGUAACGUAAAUGUUUCUAUCUGGUUAGUGUACUAAAAUUAUUUACAUAUGCACUGUUAGUUGAAAUAAAUGAUGGAAAUUCA
This is a messenger RNA of Chelonia mydas (Green sea turtle), 5962 nucleotides long. RefSeq names its product gypsy retrotransposon integrase-like protein 1. The record is from RefSeq and is a predicted model, not a curated record. The coding region runs from base 482 to 2059 and encodes 525 amino acids. Gene Ontology annotation, biological process: DNA integration. The transcript is spliced from 9 exons. Gene Ontology annotation, molecular function: nucleic acid binding. NCBI's taxonomy places the organism in Eukaryota, Metazoa, Chordata, Testudines, Cheloniidae.